AUCUGCCAUACCACCAGUCCACCACCACCGUCCACCACUGAGAAAGAUAAUUUGAAACAAAACCAAAAGCCCACCCUAAAACCCUUUCUUUCAUGUUGUUUGCUCCGAUGUAGUGCUCAAUCAUGGCUCUUUUGCCCACUCAUCAAUUCUACCCAAGAGCAACAAGGCUGCAGUUUCUCAGGUACAGUUCUUCAGGCCCUUUCAAGAAACAAUCUUUAUGCGAAACAAAUUCUAAAAUUCUCAAUCCAGAGAGUAGUUCAGGGAAGGCCCAUCACAAAAAAUCAAAUUUUGUUCCGAGAAACAAUGCUAGGAGGUGGGGAUUUCAACAGUCAGACAAUGAUUGUUCUUGGUUAGAAAAAUGGAACGAGUCUUAUAAGCAUAAUAAGUUGAAAAGACCUCAAAUUGUGUUGAAUUAUAGAAAUAGUGGGGAAUUUUCUGGUUCGGAUGGAGAAGAUAGUGAUGGUGGCAGCACAAUGGAGAAGAUUGUUCUUAAACUGAAGAAAAUUGGGUACACUGAUAUUGUCAGUGACAAGGAUAAGGAAGUGGAGAGAGUAAUUGAGAAAGGUUCUGUUGAGGACAUAUUUCAUGUUGAAGAGGGUAUGUUGCCAAAUUCAAGAGGUGGGUUUUCUGAGAAACAUCCUCUGGGUGAUGAGAGUGUCUUUUAUGUUGAUGGAGAGAUUAGGUUUCCAUGGGAGCAGUCAAUGAAAGAGGAAGAGAGAUAUUCGGCGAGGCCAAAGAGUAGAAUUCAUUUGGCUCAGGUAACUCUACCCGCACCAGAGUUAAAAAGGCUGAUAAAUUUGGCUCUUCAGAUAAAGACCAAGACGAGAAUUACUGGGGCAGGUGUUAACCAACAGGUUGUGGAAACUAUUCACGAGAAAUGGAAAUCGACUGAGGUGGUGAGGUUGAAAAUAGAAGGUAAUUCCGCACUUAAUAUGAAGAGGGUGCAUGAAAUUCUAGAGAGGAAAACUGGUGGGUUGGUGAUUUGGAGGUCCGGCACUUCUGUGGCUCUUUAUAGAGGCGUUAGUUAUGAAUCUCCUGAAAAACAAAAAAAGCGAAUGUUUAGCAAAAAUGAGAUUCCUGAUAAUUCAUCUCUAAGGGUUGAUAAAAAGUUUAUUAAGAACCCUUUGGAAGGUGCUCUUGACAACUUGAGUACACCAGAUGAGAGUAAAGAUAUCGAGGGACAAGUGGAUGUGAAAUAUGAUGAUGAAGUGGACAGGCUGUUGGAGGGGCUUGGUCCUAGAUAUUUGGAUUGGCAUGGAGAUGGCCCAUUGCCAGUAGAUGGAGAUCUUCUCCCUGGUAUAAUCCCAGGUUAUGAACCUCCUUUUAGGGUGCUUCCUUAUGGGGUUAGAUCUACACUUGGAAAUACAGAGGCAACGGCUUUACGAAGACUGGCAAGAACUUUACCACCACAUUUUGCUAUCGGUAGAAGCAGGCAGCAUCAAGGUCUGGCAUCAGCUAUGAUUAAGUUAUGGGAAAGAUGUUCUGUUGCAAAGGUGGCUCUAAAGCAUGGCGUGCAACUUACUACAAGUGAGAGAAUGGCAGAUCAUAUUAAGAAAUUGACUGGGGGCAUUCUGCUCUCUAGAAACAAGGACUUUAUGGUGUUCUAUAGAGGAAAAGAUUUUUUAUCACGAGAAGUUGCUGAAGCUCUGUUGGAGAAGGAGAGGAUUGCAAAGGCAUUGCAAGAUGAGGAAGAGAAAGCGCGACUACGCGCCUCUGUUUUGGUCACUCCAAAUGUCCAUGCAGUGGAUUCUUUGGGAACGGCUGGCACACUUGGAGAAACUUUGGAUGCAAAUGCUAAAUGGGGUAAAACGCUGGACGGGAAUGACAAGGAAAUUGUGAUGAAGGAAGCUGAAAUGUUAAUGCAUGCUAACCUUGUGAGGAAGCUUGAAAGGAACCUUGCCUUUGCUGAAAGGAAAGUUGAAAGAGCCGAAUGGGCAUUAUCCAAGGUGGAAGAGAAUUUGAAGCCAUUAGAGCAGUCAGCAGAUCGUUAUGGCAUAACGGAUGAGGAGAGAUUCAUGUUUAGAAAACUGGGAUCAAGGAUGAAAGCUUUCUUACUUCUAGGGAGGCGUGGGGUUUUCAGUGGCACUGUGGAGAACAUGCACCUGCAUUGGAAAUACAGAGAGUUGGUUAAGAUCAUUGUGAAAGCUAAGAGCAUUGAACAAGUGAAAAGUAUUGCCCUAGCCCUAGAGGCAGAGAGUGGCGGCGUAUUGGUUUCAGUGGACAAAGUAUCAAAGGGGUAUUCCAUAAUUGUGUUUCGAGGCAAGGGCUAUCAACGACCUUCUACCAUUCGCCCUAAAAAUCUUUUAACAAAGAGGAAAGCCUUGGCACGUUCUGUUGAACUUCAGAGGCGUGAGGCUGUCCUGAAACACAUUGAAGCUGUUAAAAAAAGAGUGGAACGGCUGAAGACCGAAAUUGAAGAAAUGAAUAGUGUUAAAGAUGAUGGAGAUGUGGAACUAUAUGAGAAACUAGAAUCAGUUUAUCCUACUGAUGACGAAGAGAGUGAGGAAGAAGCGGGCGUGGAAGGAUAUUAUAGUGCUGAUGAACUUGUAGAUGGGAGUGAGAGUUUGGGCUAUUCUGAAACCAACUUUAAAGAUGAUGAUGACGACGACCAUGAUGGUGACAAUGAUGAUAGCGAAGAUGAAACAGAUCAAGAACUAGUAGAAUAAGAGUAGGGUUUUCUUUUUUUUGCUUCAUAUUUCUACAUGAGAAAAUAGAUACAACAACCAAGAUGGAGUCACAUUACAUGAGAAUAUAGAUGGAGUGUAGUAUUUACCUGCAUGUGGGUACUUAAUGGGAGGUUAAUUAAUCUUCAUUAAUGCUCAAUGUUGUUGGAUAAAUACUACAUUAUAUUUUGUGUAUAGGGGAAAAUCUAUCUAUAUACUACUCCCUCCAUCCCAAAUUAAAUCGCAUUCUAUCUUUGAACGUAACUUUGUUUCAUCUGUCUUGAAGCGUCACCCUGAUUCGAGUGAUUCUAUCUUCAUACAAAUCAUAAUUUUGCAAGUUUUUAUCACCAUUAUUAUAAAUUUUGCAGGGACGGUAAAGAUAGCACAUGAGAUGACUCAGGGAUAAGUUGACAUA
Cuscuta campestris is the source of this 3078-nucleotide messenger RNA. Lineage: Eukaryota; Viridiplantae; Streptophyta; Magnoliopsida; Solanales; Convolvulaceae. The record is from the annotation of a GenBank genome assembly.